Molecule: messenger RNA, 1545 nt
Organism: Xyrauchen texanus (razorback sucker)
Lineage: Eukaryota; Metazoa; Chordata; Actinopteri; Cypriniformes; Catostomidae
Product: THO complex subunit 3
Exons: 6
Coding region: 14-982 (322 amino acids)
Biological process (GO): mRNA export from nucleus
Cellular component (GO): THO complex part of transcription export complex
Molecular function (GO): protein binding
Source: RefSeq, a predicted model, not a curated record
AGGAACUGCAAGCAUGGCGUCUUCGUACUAUCAGGAGAUGCAGGAUAUUUUCAGAAAUAACAACAAAAGCCGAGAGUUCGCGGCGCAUAGUGCUAAAGUCCAUUCAGUAGCCUGGAGCUGCGAUGGAAAAAGACUGGCGUCCGGAUCAUUUGAUAAAACCGCCAGUGUGUUUGUCCUGGAAAAGGAUCGGCUGGUGAAGGAAAACAACUACAGAGGUCAUGGAGAUAGUGUGGAUCAGCUGUGCUGGCAUCCCACCAAUCCUGAUCUGUUUGUCACUGCAUCAGGGGACAAGACCAUCCGCAUCUGGGAUGUGCGAACCACCAAAUGCAUGGCCACAGUCAGCACAAAAGGGGAGAAUAUCAACAUAUGUUGGAGUCCUGAUGGUCAAACUAUUGCGGUAGGGAAUAAAGAUGAUGUUGUUACAUUCAUUGAUGCUAAGACACACCGUCCUCGUGCUGAGGAGCAGUUCAAGUUUGAGGUCAAUGAGAUCUCCUGGAAUAAUGACAAUAACAUGUUCUUUCUGACAAAUGGCAAUGGAUGCAUCAAUAUAUUGAGCUACCCUGAUCUCAAACUCAUUCAGUCCAUAAAUGCCCAUCCAUCCAACUGUAUCUGUAUUAAGUUUGAUCCAACUGGAAAGUAUUUUGCCACAGGAAGUGCAGAUGCCCUUGUCAGUCUGUGGGAUGUGGAAGAGCUUGUGUGUGUUCGCUGCUUCUCGAGACUAGACUGGCCUGUACGAACACUUAGUUUCAGUCAUGAUGGUAAGAUGCUGGCGUCAGCCUCCGAGGAUCAUUUUAUUGAUAUUGCAGAAGUAGAGACUGGUGAGAAACUCUGGGAAAUUCAGUGUGAGUCUCCAACCUUUACUGUAGCGUGGCAUCCAAAGAGACCACUAUUGGCGUAUGCCUGCGAUGACAAAGAGGGGAAAUAUGACAGCAACCGAGAAGCAGGAACCGUCAAGCUCUUUGGACUUCCUAAUGACUCAUGAGGACCAGUUUUACCAUUUGUUUUUUUUAUCAGUGAAGAGUUUCAGCUCAUUUGGAGGUUAAAUGAAUAGUUAAUCUGUUUGACUUAUUUGUAUUAGAUGUCUUAAUAAAUGUGAAUAAAUGUUGUAAAUAAUAGUUAAGAGAUAUUUUGAUGUUCAGCUCUCAUAUUUCUUUAAGCAUCAGACAUGACCAAAUUAAAAUGCACUUCAUGUAAGUUCGAUAUAAGACAUCUCCCUGAAGGGUUUCGUCCUAUCAGAUGCAAAAUGCAGCUCCUCUUGUGAGCAUAAUUCUUGUGCAUGCGAUGUUGAAUGGAAUCUAGUCUUGAGUGACAUUGCCAUGUCUGUGUAGUAGAAGACUUUAGAAACACUUGAGCUACAGAGUAUUUUGAAUCUAUUUAUCAUUGACUAUUGCCUUUCUGGAGAUAAAAUAGAUGUAUUAUGUCUGUAGUCUUAAGGCUCUUGGUUCAAUUGCUUUUCUUCUGAAUCCAGUUUUAGAAAUGACCAGCAGAGGGCAGCACAAGCUAUUUUACUCAAAGAAUGGCGGCAUCAGUGCAUUUCAUAAAAGA